Messenger RNA from Thamnophis sirtalis, 1011 nucleotides. The record is from RefSeq and is a predicted model, not a curated record. NCBI's taxonomy places the organism in Eukaryota, Metazoa, Chordata, Lepidosauria, Squamata, Natricidae.
UUAAUUCCUACACUAUUUACUGUAUAUACUGCUGGGGCAGCACAGUUUGCCUGGCUCAUGGUUUUUUGUGUUGCCUUCUUUAAAGGAAACGUGGUGGGCAGAAUAGAGGAGCGUGGCUUUGCUCGAUUUUCUUCGUCCUUCCUGUUUCCAGAUAAGCGGCAUCACAAAUUGCGGUUGGAGUCACAGCUCUUAUUAUCCAGUUUAUUUUGAAGAUUGACUUUGCUACUUGGUGCAUUAAGCAUGAAUUAUUCACGAUUCAUUACUGCAGUAAGUGCAGCAAGGAAAGCAUCUCCAAUAAGAGUCCUCACUGAAUUGAUGCAGCAAUCUCCCACAUCAUUAAUUUCUCUGGCUGGAGGAGCACCAAAUUCCAACACAUUUCCUUUCAAAAGUGCUACCAUUAUCAUUAAAGAUGAAACAAGAGUUGAAAUCAAGGAAGAGCUGAUGAGGAGAGCUCUCCAGUAUUCUGCUUCAGCGGGCAUUCCAGAACUGUUGUCCUGGUUGAAGGAUAUGCAGAAGACUAUUCAUAACCCUCCAACGGUUGACUACAGUCCUAAGGAAGGACAAAUGGAAAUGUGUAUCACUACUGGAAGCCAAGAAGGGCUAUGUAAACUUGCAAGACAGUAUGAUUUCCUUAUAAUAGAAGAUGAUCCAUAUUAUUUCCUUCAAUUUAACAAGCCUUGGGCACCAACUUUUCUUUCAAUGGACAUAGAUGGCAGAGUAAUCAGGACUGACUCCUUUUCUAAGAUCCUGUCAUCCGGGCUACGAAUUGGAUUUCUAACUGGUCCCAAGCCAUUAAUUGAUAGAGUUAUUCUACAUAUACAGGUUUCCACAAUGCACACCAGUACCUUCACCCAACUUAUAAUAGCCCAGCUUCUUCAACAAUGGGGACUGAAGGGUUUCCUGGACCACAUAGACAGUGUGGUGGAUUUUUAUAAACAACAGCGAGAUGUGAUGCUUAAUGCAGCAGACAAAUGGCUAAAAGGUUGGAGUCAAUAAUGAACAAUUGAUCUA